This is a messenger RNA of Ilyonectria robusta, 1153 nucleotides long. RefSeq lists its product as uncharacterized. NCBI's taxonomy places the organism in Eukaryota, Fungi, Ascomycota, Sordariomycetes, Hypocreales, Nectriaceae. Bases 107 to 1153 code for a protein of 348 amino acids. The record is from RefSeq and is a predicted model, not a curated record. Gene Ontology annotation, cellular component: cytosol. The transcript is spliced from 2 exons. Gene Ontology annotation, molecular function: glyoxylate reductase (NADPH) activity; hydroxypyruvate reductase [NAD(P)H] activity; NAD binding.
CAUACCCAGCAGCUAUACGUCGGAUUGACCGUGUCUAAUCUCUAUCCGAGCCCGGCCAUUUACUUUCUUUGAGUUUUAGACGCAUCUCGACUCCAAAGCCGCAGUCAUGUCUCCCAGCCGUGUCGACGAAGGCGCCAAGAAGCCACGCGUUGUGUGUCUUGGUGCUCCCAAGUACGCGGGCGCAGGAUACCUCGAGGAGUUUGGAAACCAAUUCGACUUUGAGGUGCUGGAUGCUGCAGACCGAGCUGAGACGCAACAAAAGCUGCCUGAGCUCAUCAAGCGCGGAGGCCCCGUCGAUGCCUUCAUCAUCCGCAUGGGCACACCCCCGUAUGAGCCGUUUGACGAGGACCUGCUCAAGGCUCUUGCACCCGACUGCCGCAUUAUUACUUCUGCCUCAGCAGGAUUUAAUGAAUUCGACGUUGAGUGGAUGAGCCGGAAUGGCAUCAUCUUCUGCAACUCCGUCGAUGCAGUUGCCGAGGCCACCGCUGAUAUGGCCAUGUUCCUAACCCUCGGCGUGUUGAGGAACGCCUUCACUGCAGAGCGAUCUGCCAGGGCUGGGAAAUGGCGAGGAAAGCCCGGCGUUCUCAGCCCGGCCAGGGACCCAACCAACCUGACACUCGGAAUUGUCGGCCUGGGCGCUAUUGGAAAGUACUUGGCAAAGAAAGCUGCCGCCUUCAACAUGAAGAUUAAAUAUUACAACCGGCGCCAACUUCCCGAAGAGGAAGAGAAGACCUACAACGCUACAUAUUGCUCCACCUUGGAGGAGUUGCUCUCCGCCUCCGACGUGGUAUCCCUAAACUGCCCCCUGAACGCAAACACCACAAAUCUCAUUAGCACCGCUGAAUUUGCGGCCAUGAAAGAUGGGUGCUUCCUCAUCAAUACCGCAAGAGGAGCCGUGGUAGACGAGGCUGCGCUCAAAGUUGCGCUGCAGUCUGGAAAGGUUGCGCGGGCAGGACUUGACGUGUUGUGCGACGAGCCGAAUGUGGACCCUUGGUUCUUGGAGCAGGAAAAUGUUAUUGUGCAGCCGCAUCUGGGCGGUUUGACUGAUGUGGCGUUUCAAAAGGCAGAGCGCGAGUGUUUUGAGAAUGUCAGGGCGCUCUUUGAGUCGGGCAAGGCGAACAGUCCCGUGAACAUGGAUAAGAUCAAGAAGUAA